CAAUUAGUGUAAGAUAAAUGACAAAUGCCUUCGAUGAAGUUUUGAAUAUGCAAAAUACUUGCAUGAACUUCCUCUUAGCGAACGAAAUUAUCUAAUAGCAAUGGUUUGAUCAAUUACCGAUCGCUUGCUCUCAUAAUUUUUUUUGGUUUAAGCAACUUUUUUUGAAGUAGAGACGAAGAUUUGUUUCUCUAAGUUCUGGCUACCUAAAUAUUUGCUCAUAAACACGGAUUAAACGAAGUAGUCCGAAAACCUUUUUUUGCUUAGUAAAAUUAUUUUAGAUUUGAAUAUCAUUGAAAAUGGGUGACGCAAAAGGCGAUGAUCUUGCUACGGCAAUUUUGAAGCAGAAGAUGAAGCCGAAUAGGCUUAUCGUGGAAGAAGCUAUUCAAGAUGACAAUUCAGUUGUGACGCUUUCACAAGCAAAAAUGGACGAAUUACAGUUGUUCAGAGGAGAUACGAUUCUCAUUAAGGGAAAGAAGAGGAAGGAAACUGUUUGUAUUGUUUUAUCGGAAGACACAUGUGCCAAUGAAAAAAUAAGAAUGGGAAGAGUUAUAAGAAACAAUCUUCGUGUCCGACUAAGUGAUGUUGUGAGCAUUCAGGCUCUUCCUGAUGUGAAGUAUGGUAAACGAAUCCACGUACUUCCCAUAGAUGAUACAGUCACUGGACUGACUGGAAAUCUGUUUGAUGUUUAUCUGAAACCAUAUUUUCUUGAAGCAUACAGACCAGUUCAUAAAGGAGACAUCUUCAUCGUAAGAGGAGGAAUGAGAGCAGUGGAGUUCAAAGUUGUCGAAACAGAUCCAACGCCUUACUGCAUUGUUUCAUCUGAUACAGUUAUACACUGCGAAGGGGACCCUGUUAAGCGAGAGGAAGAAGAGGAAACUCUAAAUGAAAUUGGAUAUGACGACGUCGGAGGUUGUCGCAAGCAGCUGGCGCAGAUCAAGGAAAUGGUCGAAUUGCCUUUGAGGCAUCCAACACUCUUCAAAGCAAUCGGUGUAAAGCCUCCUCGAGGAAUUCUCCUCUUUGGACCUCCAGGAACAGGAAAGACUCUGAUUGCAAGAGCGGUUGCCAACGAGACAGGAUCAUUCUUUUUUCUCAUUAACGGGCCAGAGAUUAUGAGCAAACUUGCUGGAGAAUCCGAAAGCAAUCUGAGGAAAGCUUUCGAGGAAGCCGAAAAGAACUCCCCAAGUAUCAUUUUCAUCGAUGAAUUGGACGCUAUUGCUCCUAAGCGGGAAAAAACUCACGGAGAAGUCGAAAGAAGAAUUGUAUCACAAUUGCUCACUCUCAUGGAUGGAUUGAAGCAGAGAUCAAACGUGGUGGUCAUGGCGGCAACAAACCGACCUAACAGUAUCGACGCCGCCUUGCGACGAUUUGGAAGAUUCGACCGGGAAGUUGACAUUGGGAUCCCGGACACCACCGGGCGCCUGGAGGUCCUGAGAAUCCACACGAAGAACAUGAAAUUGAAUGAUGAUGUGGAUCUGGAACAGGUUGCGUCUGAAACCCAUGGACACGUUGGAGCAGAUUUGGCUGCCCUGUGCUCCGAGGCAGCGCUGCAGCAGAUCAGAGAAAAGAUGGAUCUGAUUGACCUUGAGGAUGACACCAUUGACGCACAAGUGCUGGACUCGCUUGCAGUUACCAUGGAGAACUUCAGGUUCGCUCUUGGCAAGAGUAGCCCUAGUGCUCUGCGAGAGACGGUUGUCGAGAUCCCAAAUGUCACUUGGGAGGACAUCGGAGGCCUGGAGAACGUGAAGCGGGAGCUGCAAGAGUUGGUGCAAUAUCCAGUCGAACAUCCCGAGAAGUUCCUCAAGUUCGCUAUGAGUCCCCCAAAGGGUGUGUUGUUCUACGGACCACCUGGCUGUGGUAAGACGCUUCUCGCCAAGGCCAUUGCAAACGAGUGCCAGGCUAACUUUAUCUCCAUCAAGGGCCCUGAGCUGCUGACCAUGUGGUUCGGAGAGUCCGAGGCCAACGUGCGAGAUGUGUUCGACAAAGCGAGACAAGCAGCUCCAUGUGUGUUGUUCUUUGACGAACUGGACAGUAUUGCUAAAUCGAGAGGCGGAAGCGUGGGGGAUGGAGGAGGAGCCAGUGACCGGGUCAUUAACCAGGUCCUGACCGAGAUGGACGGAAUGGGCUCGAAGAAGAAUGUGUUCAUCAUCGGAGCCACCAACAGGCCGGACAUCAUUGACUCAGCUAUUCUGCGUCCUGGUCGGCUUGAUCAACUGAUCUACAUUCCGCUGCCUGAUCUGAAGUCGCGAAUGGCCAUUUUGCGGGCCAAUCUGAGAAAGAGUCCAGUGGCUAAAGACGUGGACCUCGACUACCUGGCCAAAGUCACCGAGGGGUUCAGUGGUGCGGAUUUGACUGAGAUUUGUCAGCGUGCGGGUAAGUUGGCCAUUCGAGAGUCAAUUGAGAAGGAGAUUGCAUUGGAGCGAAGAAGACGCGAACACCCUGACGAGGACAUCAUGGAGACGGACCCUGUGCCGGAACUGAGACGGGACCACUUCGAGGAGUCGAUGAAGUUCGCUCACCAGUCUGUCAGUCAGAAUGAUGUGCGCAAGUACGAGAUGUUCGCCCAGACCCUCCAGCAGAGUCGAGGACUGGGAGGAAACUUCCGUUUCCCGACCUCGGGUGCCUCAGGAGGAAGUGGAGGCACUGGAGCCCCUGGAGGAGCCGGAAUGUUCCAGAACAACCAGGAUGACGAUGACCUCUACAGCUAAGCACUCCCAGCCCAGCCCUGAUGCAAGGAUCAACUGGAGGCGGAAGUGCUGAUUUCAAACGACUGCUGAUUGAAAUGAACAGUGACUAAUUUUAGAUCUGAACUGAACUGAACUUGUUCAUUGACUUAAAAGAGCUUAUCGAGCCCCACAACUCGCAGCUCUCUGGUUAACUGAUUGGUUUUUGUUCGCUUAAUUUUACCUGUUUUAUAUAGUAGUAAGUUAUAUCAAAUAAAGAAACGAGUGAUAAGUUAUAAUACCAUAACAACAAUUUAGGCAAACUGCGUUUGUCGGCAAAGUUAGACAAAUGGAAGUUAAGAUAUCAUCGUGAUUAUAUUUACGUAAUUUGUUUAAAAUGUGAUGUUUUAAAACUAAUUGAAUAUCUGAGAUGGAA
Molecule: messenger RNA, 3096 nt
Organism: Symsagittifera roscoffensis
Lineage: Eukaryota; Metazoa; Xenacoelomorpha; Acoela; Convolutidae
Product: transitional endoplasmic reticulum ATPase
Exons: 9
Coding region: 297-2705 (802 amino acids)
Biological process (GO): retrograde protein transport, ER to cytosol; mitotic spindle disassembly; autophagosome maturation
Cellular component (GO): cytosol; nucleus; VCP-NPL4-UFD1 AAA ATPase complex
Molecular function (GO): polyubiquitin modification-dependent protein binding; ATP binding; ATP hydrolysis activity
Source: RefSeq, a predicted model, not a curated record